GCCCCCACGCACCAUCAGAACAAUGAGCAGCUUCGUUCCAUGGGAGGAAAGUGCACACCUGGACAGGACUACGACGUCAGGAUUACGAUGAAGUACGUCUCCAUGGUGGCCUUGGAUAGCAAAACACAUCGGGGCCGGUGCAUCUUCGACCCAUCCGGAAUCGAACGAAUUGCCUUCGACAUGCUGGCCAUGCUUUUCCUGCUUUAUGACUUGUGCUUCACACCGGUGACCAUCGCCUGGGAUUUCCCCAUGAGUGGGUGGUUGUUGUACUGCACCGCAGCCGUCGCUGUCUUCUGGACACUAGAUAUGAUGAUGACGCUGCGGACAGCAUACUACCAUGCAGGCGCGGUCUCGACAAGACCAUCCAUGAUCUUCCGCAGGUAUGCCAGGACCACGUUUGUCCUGGACUUGUUCAUCGUCUGCGUUGAUUGGUUGACAGUCUUCGCAAACUCGAUUUUCCCGGAGGAGCAGGCCGGCGAGAACCCGGAAGUGAUCGGCGCAAAACUGGUCCGCUUCUCCAAGGCGACACGUGUCGUGCGCAUCGUGAGUGUGACCCGGGUUGUUCGCAUUCAAGUAUACCUGGAGCACCUGGGAGAUCGGCUGCAUGGGGGAUCCUCUUCGAAGUAUGUGGGAGACAUGGCUCGUCUCAUCGUGAUCAUCGUCUGGAUCAACCACAUUAUGAGCUGCACCUGGUUCUACAUCGGCCGUGUGACGGUCGGCGACACGGGCACGAGCUGGCUAAACGACCCCAUCCGGGACGAGAACAGCCCGUUUUACUCGGACACCCUGCCGCUGUUUCAGUACACCACGGCCUUCCACUGGGCCAUCACACAGAUGACCCCCGGAUCCAUGCAGGCCAUGAAGUCCAAGUCGAAGUCGAAGUCGUCACAUUAUGGGGUUGCGCCCGAGGCUUUGGGUUUAGGGCCGUUCCCCAAUAGCAAUUUGGCUGGGGACAAAUUUCGCCAUGCUGCCCUGCGGACCUGCCCUGUUGGGUGGAGUGCCUAA
Molecule: messenger RNA, 1005 nt
Organism: Symbiodinium sp. CCMP2456
Lineage: Eukaryota; Dinophyceae; Suessiales; Symbiodiniaceae
Source: the annotation of a GenBank genome assembly